This is a messenger RNA of Phyllostomus hastatus (greater spear-nosed bat), 3814 nucleotides long. RefSeq names its product zinc finger protein 263 (gene ZNF263). NCBI's taxonomy places the organism in Eukaryota, Metazoa, Chordata, Mammalia, Chiroptera, Phyllostomidae. The record is from RefSeq and is a predicted model, not a curated record. Gene Ontology annotation, biological process: regulation of DNA-templated transcription. The transcript has 6 exons. Bases 892 to 2943 code for a protein of 683 amino acids.
UACGGGCUCUACGACAACUGCUCCUGAGUUUCGCAGGCUGCUGGAGCAGAUAGGUCUUUCACCUGUGACCCUAACGUACUGGAGCGGAUGGAGACCACCUUUAAAUUUGUUAUGGCCGGGACAACGACUCUCAAACUAGGCUAUGGGUGAAGAAUUUCUCGGGUGGGGACGGGAUGUUAACAAUUUGGAUUUCCGAGCGCACCCCGAAACUCUGACGCACUGGAGCUCGCUUGGCUCCAGGACUUGUAUCUUAGCAAGCUUUCCGGGGAAUUCUGACCCAGGUGGCCUGCCGGUCACAGCAGUUUUGAGGUUUUUUUUUACAAAUCGAUUUAGCAAACCUAUCCCGCCCACGGCCAGCCCCAAGGAACCUAGGGUCUUGGGGCUCGCCGGGCGGCCCCGCCUCUCGUCUCGAAUUGGCUGCUCGCUCGUCCCGUCAUGCAGAUAAAUCUUCCUUUCUGGUUGGUCAGCAGGGCAUCUGGAGAAAUCUUACCCAAUGGGCGUUAUUGUUCUCAGAACGAGACCUGGAAAUUGGUCUCGAGCAGACGCCUUUGGCUGUGGACGCUCAACUUGCGCGGUAAAACUUCCGGCGUGGGCGCCGAACGUUUAGUUAUGCGUGAGUCCGCGACGCUGUGAAAAGCGUGGCGCUCAGGUCUUUCCCUAGGGAGGUCCUGGGGAGGCCUUGGCAGGGCGCUGGCGCGGCGGUCCCGAGCAUCUACUGAGGCCAAGGCUUCGGAAGCGGCUGCAAUCCGGCUGGAGCUGGCUCUGCUACCGGGACUUGAAGCCCAGGGUCCUCUGGCUCCUGCGGACGCUGGCCGUCGCUGUGUGAAGUGGGGGCUCCUUUGCAGGAGGGCCCACCUGGUUUCCGGGGUAAGGCACUUUGAGUGCAGGGCGAUGGCGUCGGGCUUGGGCUCCCAGGACCAGGAAGGGCUCCUGAUAGUGAAAUUGGAGGAGGACUGCGCCUGGAGCCAGGAACUGCUGCCACCGGAUCCGAGGCCCAGCCCGGAGGCCUCCCACCUGCGCUUUAGACGUUUUCGCUUCCAAGAGGCCGCUGGGCCCCGGGAAGCCCUCAGUCGUCUCCAGGAGCUUUGCCAUGGGUGGCUGCGGCCUGAGAUGCGCACCAAGGAGCAGAUCCUAGAGCAGCUGGUGCUGGAGCAGUUUCUCAUCAUCCUGCCUCAGGAGAUUCAGAGCAGAGUGCAGGAGCUACAUCCGGAGAGCGGUGAGGAAGCAGUGAGCCUUGUGGAAGAUAUGCAGAGAGAGCUUGGAAAAUUGAGGCAACAGGUCACAAACCAUGGGCUGGGAACAGAAGUGCUUUCGGAGGAGCCUUUGUCUUUGGAAACAGAACGAAAGUCACCGAGCUUCAAGCUGGAGCCAGUGGAGACUGAGCGAAGCCCUGGGCCCCGGCUGCAGGAGCUGCUAGGCCCCAGCCCUAAAAGGGACCCACAGGCUAUAAAGGAGAGGGCAUUAUCUGCUCCCUGGCUUUCUCUCUUUCCUCCCGAAGGAAACUUGGAAGACAAGAUGACUGGGCCCCAGUUGCCUGAGAGCUUAGAGGACGUGGCUAUGUACAUCUCCCAGGAGGAGUGGGGGCAUCAGGAUCCUAGUAAGAGGGCUGUCUCCAGGGACACGGUGCAGGAGAGUUAUGAGAAUGUGGACUCACUGGAAUCUCAGGUUUCCAAUCAGGAGGCCCUGAGCACUCAGGUGGAACAAGGAAGAAAACCUUGGGAUCCCAGUGUCCAGAGAUGCAAGGAGGGACUGAACCCCAGAAGCCCCACUUCAGGGGAAGAGAAAUUUGAGAUUCGGGAAGAAAGUACUCAGUCUAUUUCCCCUGAGAGCAUCCAUCUGCAGGUGCUUCUGCCUGGCCAGGUCAGAGGGGAGGUGCCCUGGAGUCCUGAGCAGGGACGGCCUGGGGACAGGGCAGAAGGGCAUUGGGAGCCUCCCCCAGAUGAUCGGAUGGAGCAGUCCUUAGUGGGGGCCACAAGUUGCAGAGAAGUGGGACAACCAAAGGAACUGCAGCGGAAGAAGCUCCACUUAUGUCCCUUAUGUGGCAAAAAUUUCUCUAACAACUCAAACCUGAUUAGGCACCAGAGAAUACAUGCAGCAGAAAGGCUGUGUAUGGGUGUGGAGUGCAGUGAAAUCUUUGGUGGGAGCCCCCACUUUUUAUCACUACACAGAGCACACUUGGGAGAGGAAGCCCAUAAGUGCCUUGAAUGUGGAAAAAGCUUCAGUCAGAAUACCCACCUGACUCGCCAUCAACGCACCCACACAGGUGAGAAGCCCUAUCAAUGUAAUGUAUGUGGAAAAAGCUUCUCUUGCAACUCCAACCUCCACAGACACCAGAGAACACACACUGGUGAAAAGCCCUAUAAGUGCCCUGAGUGUGGGGAGAUCUUUGCUCACAGUUCCAAUCUCCUUAGGCACCAGAGAAUUCACACGGGAGAGAGACCCUAUAAGUGUGCUGAGUGUGGAAAAAGUUUUUCUCGCAGUUCCCACCUUGUCAUACAUGAAAGAACUCAUGAGAAAGAGAGGCUUUACCCCUUCUCUGAGUGUGGUGAAGCAGUGAAUGACAGCAGCCCCUUUCUUACAAAUCAUGGAACUCACAAGGCAGAGAAGAAACUCUUUGAAUGUUUGACUUGUGGGAAAAGCUUCCGACAGGGCAUGCAUCUCACCAGACAUCAGAGAACGCACACAGGAGAGAAACCAUAUAAGUGUACCCUUUGUGGAGAAAACUUUUCUCAUAGAUCCAACUUAAUCAGGCACCAGAGAAUUCACACGGGAGAGAAACCCUAUACCUGUCAUGAAUGUGGAGACAGUUUCUCUCACAGCUCCAAUCGAAUUCGUCAUCUAAGAACCCAUACAGGAGAGAGACCCUAUAAAUGUUCUGAGUGUGGAGAAAGCUUUUCUCGGAGUUCACGCCUUAUGAGUCAUCAGAGAACUCACACUGGAUAAAAAACCAUGGGGUUUCAUUUUGCCCCAGGUAAGGUGGCAUAUUCAGAGGAUCCUGUUAAGAGUUGGUAUUUCUUUCCCUGCUGACAUAAAGAGUAACAGGGAUGAGUGUGUGUGGUGGUCUAUAUGAGGGAGGUGCAGAGACAGCAAAGGAUUUGCAUAAAACUAAAAAGGAAUUCUGUUUGGACUAGUGAGGGUGACAGGUCUUUGAGGUGACCUGCUCAGGGCAGAAUUCUCUGUGAAGUCCAUUUUGUCUCAUAGUGUACCUACCCACUUCAUAUAUUUAGCCAAGUUGUGAUUUGGAUGCCUUACUGUGUCUGUGUUCAGUGUCUUCCCAGCAACUUUGGGAAUCCAUGUGACUUUGUUACUGCUUCCUCACUUGGGACAUUCAGUAGGAGCAUUUGAGCUCCUGAGGCCCUUGAGACCAAAGAAGAGGGGGUGAGUCUCAUGAGAAACCAGCUUGAGGGCAAGGAAAGACUGAUGGUAAGUUGUACCUUUCCCAAAGGCCCUGAUGGGUAAGCAAGCCAUAGUGCCCCUCAGUGGCCUGACAGGAGGGCCCAUUGGCAGGCCAUGCAUAUCAGUGUCACCUCAGAAAAAAUGGACCUGGAAACCUAAGGAAGAUAGUAAGAAGUAAUUUGCAGGUCAGCCUAGGAAUUGGCAAAGGGUGCUGGAGUCCAAAUUAGUCUACCCUUUGCAGAGAUCAAGAGUUCCUCCACCUUUGUCAGAGAAAGAUAUACAGAGCUCCAGAGUCUUCAAGGGGCUCCAUAUAAGAUGGGUUCCCUAGAAGACUUUGAAAAUGUGGAUAAUAGGAAAAUUAGGAAUCAUGCCUUUUCUUGUUGGAAAUGUUUCAAUGGUAAUAAAUAUCUUCAGGAAA